AUGCAGUGGGUCGGCACCCCGGCUCUUGCUGCUGCUGUCAGCAACGCUGGCGCUCUCGGUACUCUCACCGCCUUGACGCAACCCUCUCCCGAAGCUCUGCGAGAAGCUAUCCGCAAAACCAAGUCGCUUAUCUCGGACGACAUUAAAAAGGAGCGAGAGAACCACUUCGGCCCCUUUGCCGUCAACAUCACCCUCUUGCCCUCCAUCAACCCUCCCGACUACGUCGGCUACGCCAAGGCCGCUCUCGAGGAAGGCGUCCGCAUCUUUGAGACUGCCGGCAACAACCCGGGCGAGGUCAUCAAAGUCGUCAAGGAGGCUGGCGCCUUUGUCAUCCACAAGUGUACGGCUGUUCGCCAUGCUCGAAGCGCCGAGCGAUUGGGUGCCGAUAUGCUCUCGAUCGACGGCUUCGAAUGCGCAGGGCAUCCUGGCGAGGACGACAUCGGUGGAUUGGUGCUCAUGGCUCGCGCUGCCGAAGAGCUCAAGAUUCCUUUCAUCGCAUCGGGCGGUAUCGCCAACGGUCAAGGCUUGGCUUCGGCUCUCGCGCUUGGUGCUGCCGGUGCUAACAUGGGCACUCGCUUCAUGUGCACCAAGGAGGCAGAAAUCCACGACACCAUCAAGCGUGCCAUUGUCGAAUCGGACGAACGCAACACCGUCCACAUCUUCCGAACCCUUCGCAACACUGCGCGUGUCUUCAAUGAUGAGAGCACGGAUACCAGCCUGAUCGCGUCGAAUCGGCACACCGCAUCGACCGACGAUGGCAGUCUCGCGUUCGCUGCUCAACCCGCCCAUGACCCAGACAAACCGCCCGACCUCGCUGAUCAAGGCCAGGUGCGCGAUGAAAAGCUGCAGCGCCAGGCCACCCGGGAAGGAGCCGUCGAGCUGCUUGGGUCGCACGACCACGACAGCUACGUUCUCCAAGCCCAGCAUCAGGAAAAGUGGAAAGCCUGGGGACUCGCCAAGAGCUACUUGAACGACGAGAUCGAUCAUGGUGCAGCCAACGUGCCUCUUGCCUGGCAAGCCUUCCUGACCGGCAUGAUCGACAUGCUCCUCUACAGCCGUUCGGCCGUCUGGCUCGGUUUCCAGACGGGCAACAUGGUUCAGUUCUCGUCCAACAUCGCUCAGUUCAUCAUCCCUGGCGUGGAACGCCAGCCUCUGCUGACGCUGCUCAGAAUCUUGAGCGUCAUCGGCUUCUUCUUCGGCUCGUUUGUCGGGUUCCAGCUGGGCAGACGUGUCGGUCAUCAGAAACGAAGCUGGUUGAUCAUGUCGAGCGUCAUACAGAGCGCGUUCCUGUUUGCCGGUGCGGGCAUCUUGCUCAGCAGGCCCAAGAACGAGAUGCCGUCGUUCGAGUGGUAUCCGGGCGUCAUUGUGCUCGUGGCCUUCUCGAUGGGGAUGCAGAGCAUCUUGGCACAGAAGCUGGUCUCGCCGGCUUUUGCGACGACGGUGGCCUUUACGGCCACGUUGACGCAGGUCGCGAGCGAUCCGUAUCUGUUUGCGCUGGUUCCGUCGGAAAAGACGAGGGGGAGGGAUAGGAGGAUGUUGGCGAUUCUGUCGUUGUGCGUUGGUGCGGGAGUGGGAGAGUCGUUGCUGCACACGAGGGCGAACUUGAGUGGUGGCCUUGCGAUUUGCGCCGGAUUCAAGCUGGUUCUGGCGUUGCUAUGGCUGGUGCCGCAGGGGAAGAAGAGCGGUGCCGAGACUGGCGGCAAGGCUUAG
This is a messenger RNA of Pseudozyma hubeiensis SY62, 1710 nucleotides long. RefSeq lists its product as hypothetical. NCBI's taxonomy places the organism in Eukaryota, Fungi, Basidiomycota, Ustilaginomycetes, Ustilaginales, Ustilaginaceae. The record is from RefSeq and is a predicted model, not a curated record. The transcript has 3 exons. Gene Ontology annotation, molecular function: nitronate monooxygenase activity. The coding region runs from base 1 to 1710 and encodes 569 amino acids.